GAACUAUUUUCCUCGUAAAAUACCCAGUUAACAUUAACACAGAUUAAUAAUAUUAGUUUGACCAAAUCAUCGGUAUACUAUUGUUAAAUGUUAAACUUCCAUUUUGUCGCCGCAGCCGUACACAUGCACUUCUUCUCCCAUACACCAGGUGGCGCUGUCACAUUAAGAGUUUACAACCAGACUCCUCCAAAGCGGAAACUGUCACACCAACAUGGCGUCUGGCAGCGGGUCAAGUAAGGGCGACUUCCGUCGGAAGUGGGACAAAGAUGAAUAUGAGAAUCUUGCUCAGAAACGUAUUGCUGAGGAGCGAGAGAAAGAUGCGAAAGAUGGGAAAGUUGUGCCACCGGUUAAACGUGAGAUGCUGCGUCAUCGCGACUACAAAGUGGAUCUGGAGUCCAAACUUGGGAAGACCAUUGUUAUCACCAAGACGACCCCACAGGCUGAAAUGGGCGGAUACUACUGCAACGUGUGUGACUGCGUGGUGAAAGAUUCGAUCAACUUCCUGGAUCACAUCAACGGCAAGAAACAUCAGAGGAACCUCGGCAUGUCGAUGAGGGUAGAGCGCUCAUCCUUGGAUCAGGUCAAGAAGCGUUUCGAGGUGAACAAGAAGAAGAUGGAGGAGAAGCAGAAGGAGUAUGACUUUGAGGAGCGCUUGAAGGAGCUGCGAGAAGAGGAGGACAAAGCAAAAGCGUACAAGAAGGAGAAACAGAAAGAGAGAAAGCGGCGGGCAGAGGACGACGGGGACUUUGAGGAAGACGACGAAAUGGCGGCCGUUAUGGGCUUCUCCGGGUUUGGCUCGUCUAAGAAGAGUCACUGACACGAAGCCCCGCAAGGCUAUAGACGACAGCAGGUCUGGUAAUAGCAAUGCCGUUUUUUAUUGUUUAGCUCCACCCCCCUACUGCAAGAGGAGGUUAAAGCGCUAAAUCAAAUGAGACGCGAGACGAAGGACAACCAGUGUGCCACUGCACACAUGGUAGCGUUACCGGUCUCCCAUUUUGUUCUGACCACAUUCAAUGUUUUGUGAGGUGGAACCUCAAAACUGGACUUUUUGUUUGCAGAUGAAAGAAAAUAAGACCUACAUUUUAUGGAUUUUUGACAGUUCGAACAUUAGUUUUGGCCUAAUUAGAAUUCAUCAAGUCGCAUCUUUACGUUUCUAAUGUCUGCAUAAUGCAAAAACAGAUCCCUCACAUUUAUUCUUGUUAUCCUGAAAGAACGUUGCUGUAUAUUGUCAUAUCAUCAGGUUUUCUUCCAUUGGAAGCAACCCUUUGAUUUUAAUUAAACAGUAUUUUUGUUUUUAAACAGUUGCUGACUAAAUGAUCUGAAUCAAUUAUUCAUCUCUAUAUUUAUCAGUAAUACCUCUGUUUUCAACUAAAAUUGUUGCUAACAUUAUACCCCGGUUGUCGUAUAUCAUCUGUGUAUGGUCAGACCAAGUCGUCUGUUUUCCCACUUUUUAUUUGUGCAGAACUAAGUGCCCAAACAAAGAAUGACACACGUUGGUACUGAGUUAGCCUGCAUAAUAACCACCACAGGGCAAAGAAAGUUGCCAGCACUUUGAUAUAUAAGGUGAGAAACACAAUUCAAUUAAUCGCCGUCUUCAAUAAAAUGAUGUUAAAUAUUUUUUUAUCA
Messenger RNA from Nerophis lumbriciformis (worm pipefish), 1626 nucleotides. RefSeq names its product zinc finger, matrin-type 2 (gene zmat2). Lineage: Eukaryota; Metazoa; Chordata; Actinopteri; Syngnathiformes; Syngnathidae. The record is from RefSeq and is a predicted model, not a curated record. Gene Ontology annotation, cellular component: U4/U6 x U5 tri-snRNP complex; spliceosomal complex. Gene Ontology annotation, biological process: mRNA splicing, via spliceosome. Gene Ontology annotation, molecular function: zinc ion binding; nucleic acid binding.